AAACAUUAAUCUAGCGGGUUUUUUUAAUUGAAAACGCUCCGGGUUUAAUAACUUUGGGGUUUAAUAUCUAUCCAUCUGCGCUCAUGAGUGUGGACUGAGGAUUGAUUGAAUACAAGGGCCUGCGGCCGGGGCGCUGGAUUUUUCAACUUUUGUAAGAGAUGAGCAGCUUUCAAGUGCUUGCCUGCAAGCCGUCCUUUAAUGUCUUCAGCAUACCUCGUGGGCGCUAUUCUUCGUUAGGGUUGCAUUCUGUCGUUCGAUUUUCUAGGGAUUCAGCUUGCCAGGUUCCAGAGUUUUCAUCCAGGCUAAAGACGUAUACUUCUGGAAUUCAGAGAUGUGCACCAGUAUUCGUAUUUGGUGGCAAGGGAAACUCGACAGACGAUAAUGAUGCAUCCCCAUGGAAAUCACUCGAGAAAGCUAUGAGUGGUUUAAAAAAGGAGAAAUCACUAGAGGAUGUACUAAGGGAGCAGAUGGAAAAGAAAGAGUACUAUGAUGAUGGAGGUAGUGGUGGAAAACGUCCAGGUGGAGGUGGAGGUGGUGGAGGUGAUGGUUUCGGUGAGUCAGAAGAUGAAGGCUUUUCUGGUAUAUUGGAUGAGGCAUUUCAAGUAUUCAUGGCAACACUGGGAUUCAUACUUCUGUAUGUUUAUAUCAUUGCUGGAGAUGAAGUGAUUGCUUUUUUCAAAGACAUACUUAGAUUCCUUGCAAGACGGCCAAAUAAUCGUUUUAGCAACAUGUUUUACCGAUUUGGGAGACAGUACCAAACUCAGUACCAGGAAGAUCCGUAUGCCUUGGAGAAAGCGAUUCUUAAUACCCCUACAUGGUGGGAUAGCCCAACAAAGUAUAAACGCAUGAUAAAAGCGUAUCUUGCAUCACUUUCUUCUUCUGAUAAUGAAGAAUAUGAUUCAUCUUGAAUUUUUGUUGUUAGAAUGUUGAAUGCUUGGUUGAGACUCGCUUUUUUUGAGGAGCAUGUUAGUACAAUUUAGAAAUUUGUCUCUGAGGACAGUUGAAAUAUGUCAAAUGAAAGUCAAUCAGGAGAGUAGUAUUCUUGGUGACGUAUAAAUUGUAACCAAUAUUUAAAGUUCGGCUCUUUCGAAAUAUAAUCAGGUGCAUUUUUUGAA
Daucus carota subsp. sativus is the source of this 1115-nucleotide messenger RNA. RefSeq lists its product as uncharacterized. The record is from RefSeq and is a predicted model, not a curated record. The transcript has 4 exons. Gene Ontology annotation, cellular component: chloroplast. NCBI's taxonomy places the organism in Eukaryota, Viridiplantae, Streptophyta, Magnoliopsida, Apiales, Apiaceae. The coding region runs from base 159 to 908 and encodes 249 amino acids.